GUAUUUGUCCUUCAGUACACCUGCAUGAAAUAAGAUCUUUUUCGACCAAGUGUGAUGAAAACUAUAUUUUUCGUUGGAUUCCGACGGAAACAAGUCAUUAAAUUAAUGAAGUUUGUAAUGUGACGAGACGGGACGCGGCUCAUGCAAACAUUAGCUGCAACUGUUAAAACAUACAAGUAGCCAUUACUUUUAUUUCAGCACCUACUUAUUUUAAAAUAAAUGGGCGAAUUAUAUUUUCUCAUUUGGUAGACCCUCUGAGUUUACGGUUACAAUUUAAAUCUCCCAGACAUACGUUUUGGUCCGUACCUAUUAAGCCUAAACCGCAUCAAGGAAUUUAAUUUCAGUGCCAUUCAUUAUUGAUUGUUACUGUGACAAUGUACUUACGAAAUGGUACUGGUAGUGAUUUUCAGGAACAGUCCAUUGCAAUAAUAUACUUCGUAACGAUGCACCAAAUUGUACCAGACAUAAUCAAUCAGAAUAACAAUACAUCAGAAUACAAGUGUCAUAAUAUAUUUUACGGUACAUAUGGUGCUACUUUACCGCACUAAUGCGAAAAUGAGCAUAUUACGAUACUAUGUCGAACAUUUAAAGGGCCAUAUGUACUGUAAAACGUUGUACAAUACAUGUGCGAAUAGGUAAUUCGCAACUCGUGUCGAUUUAAAACACUCCCUUCGGUCGUGUUUUAAUUUAUUGCCACUCGUGUCGAAUUUCCUAUUUUUCGCACUUGUAUCGUAAUGUACUACUUGACCACAAGGGUAGUUAAUAUAAGUCCCUGUAUCCAAACUAAGGUUCACACAUAUUUUUAAAGAACUUUCGUUAUUAUUACAAUUAUUAGUUGUGGAUAAAACACGUCGAAAUGUGGCGGAUGUAUAUCCACAGCGAUAAACGACAUAACGCAUCAUACUGUUUACAGAGAACGCGUUAAACCGCAAACUAUUCUAAGCUCACGAUAUUUCCCAUACUCUGCGACCCAAAUACAACUUGUCCUCUUCAAAAGGGCACAAGCAUGUAUCAAAUAUUAAGGCACAUAUGACGUUAUAACAUCGGUAUUGCCGUUUGAUCGUAAAUGCAGUUCAAAAUGGAUUCGCACCGCCCUAAUAUUUCAACAAAGUAAAUAUUUGUGCCAAAUAUAUCAUAACAUGUCUAUUCGGAUUUGAAAGAAAUAUGUAGAUCGUGUUUUAUUAGCUGGAUUAUUACUAAAUAGUGCCGAGUUAAAAUAGAUCUUAGUGCGUUGAGAUAAGAUCUGUGUGCAGUAGUUUGUGUAUUUUAGAUUUCAGUAUCGCGUGGGUAUUAGUAGGCGCUGCGCGCGCGCUCCUGAAAUCAGUGAUUUCAGUUAAAUCUGAAGUGCAGUUACUUUAAAGUCAAAUUUGGAAUACGGUGUAACUAGAUACUCUAUUGUUUUGAAGUGAGGUGUUUUCAAAAGUCGUAAUAGUAAUUUUACUGUGUUCUGAGGUAUAUUUUCAAACUCACGGACCUCACCUAAGUGUACUCUGAUUGUGGCAUUACUGGCAUUUUUUGUGCUUCUAUUGCAACUGAAAGUUAGAGCCCGUUGACUUCAUAAAUGAGAAAGACUCGGACUGUCUUUUCAAAUAUGAUCAAGUAUCGUCAGUAAGUGUCAUGUCAUGGUAGGAUACGUCGUGGUGAUGGGGUUGUGUGAGGGGUAGAGGUGUGUCUGGUGUGUUGUGUGUGGUGCGUGGGAUGUCGCGGCGCGAUGUUGUGCCGCGCGCUGAACGCGAGGUCCUCGCGCCGCCGCCUAGUAAAUGCGCCAAGGUCCUGUACUACACCUGGCGGCUGUGCUCCGUGGUGUUCUCCCACUUCGUGAUGAUCAGCCUGGUGGUGGCCUACUGUAUCCUGGGAGCUGUCACAUUCGAGAAGCUGGAGGCGGCUCACGAGAGAGAGGUACUGUUCUACACUUCAUUGACGAGAUACACGUGUGCUAUACUACAUGUAAUAUAAAAAUGUGUGUGUAAUAUAAAAACUUAGAUAUAAGAAUACUAACGUAGAUAAUAAGAUAAUGAGCUAUAAUGUUACUAACCAUGUAUUAUGAAUCCUUGUUAUUUGAAAUAAUUUUUUAUAAUAAUAAUAAUAAUAUACUACACCUGUCGCCUGUGCUCUGUGGUGUUCUCCCACUUCGUGAUGAUCAGCCUGGAGGUGGCCUACUGUAUCCUGGGAGACGUCACCUUCGAGAAGCUGGAGGCGGUUCACGAGAGGGAGGUACUGUUCUACACUUCAUUGACGUGAUACACAGGUCCGGUACUACACCUGGAGGCUCUGCUCCUUGGUGUUCUUCCCCUUCGUGAUGAUCAGCCUGGUGGUGGCCUACUGCAUCCUGGGAGCCGUCACCUUCGAGAAGCUGGAGGCGGUUCACGAGAGGGAGGUACUGUUCUACACUUCAUUGACAUGAUACACAGGUCCCGUACUACACCUGGAGGUUCUGCUCCUUGGUGUUCUCCCCCUUCGUGAUGAUCAGCCUGGUGGUGGCCUACUGCAUCCUGGGAGCCGUCACCUUCGAGAAGCUGGAGGCGGCUCACGAGAGGGAGGUGAAGAUGAACAUCUCUCGGCUGCGACGCAACACCACGGACAGCAUUUGGGGAAUGACCAAAAACGCCACCUACUUCAACGAGUCCAACUGGACCGCCGAUGUCGUGGACAUGCUUAAGGACUUCGAAAACGCGCUCCUGCUGGAGAUGAAGGUUCGGGGCUGGGAUGGGAGUGAGAGCACCGCCCACAUCCAGUGGACCUUCACGGGCGCGCUGUUCUAUUCCAUCAUCGUCAUCACCACUAUCGGGUACGGACACAUUGCUCCCAAGACCCAAACAGGAAAGGUGGUCACCAUUUUCUACGCCAUUCUUGGCAUCCCGCUGAUGCUGCUCUGCCUGUCCAACAUCGGAGACGUCAUGGCUUCCUCGUUCAGGUUUUUGUACUGGCGUGUAUGCUGCUACGUGUGCACGCGGCCGCCCAAGCGCCGCCGCCGACACCAUCCGUCCAUCAGGAGAUCCAUCCGCGGCAGUCGGCACGGUUCGACGCGGCGCAAGCGUCCCGAGCGCGCGCAUUCCGACACCGAGUGCAGGUAUCGCGACAGUGGGUACAGCAGUGGUCGCGGGCGGCGCGGCCGUCUAGCCCACGGCUCCAGCCUGCGCACCGCCUCGCAGCCGCCGCUUACUCGCGCUAACGAACCGAGAGGCUACGAGAGAGACAUAUCCCCGGUGCGGUAUGAUCGUUACGGACGAGACCAUUACGAGGAAGACGAAGAGUUCCCGAAGAUAUCGUUGCCUCUAAAAGACUUGGAAGCAGCUUUACAAGACCUGAACGACCACCAAAUGAAGGCGUCCAAAGCCGACAUUCGCAGCAAAUCCCUCCCACGCCCUUCCAAGUCCAAGCCCGACUUCGGACCUCGGGAUUUCGAUAGGGACUUCGACCCUGCACCCAGGGAUCGCAGAGACUUUGACCCUGGACCGAGGGACCGAAGAGAUCUUGACCCAGGACCGUCCAAGGAGCGCUUCGAGAUGCAUGACUUAUAUGACGUUGAUUAUGAGAACUACAAAGAAAGGAAGGCUCAGCAGGAAAGAGAAUGGAGAAGGGACGACUACAGGGAAAGGGAUUACGAUCCUGAGGAUGAUGAUUAUGAGUUUGACAGCCCGAAAAGAAGGAGGACUUGGGACCGUCGGGUAAACCGUUGGGACUUCGAUCGCGACCGCGACGACUACGGCCACGAGCGGCGCCCGAACCGGCGCGCACGCAGCGCUCUAUACGAGGGCGAGCGAAGAUGGGACGAGUGGGAUGAGAGGAGGCGGUGGGACGACAGAGAUGGAGAGAGGAGGCGCUGGGACGACAGGGAUGGAGAGAGGCGGUGGGAGGAUGUCGAGGGAGGGAAGAGGAGGUUGCGACGGUUGUAUACUACGGAUGAGAGCGCCAGGCCACCGCAUGCUGUGACGCCCUCGCCUGAACGGGAUUAUUGGAGCGACGACGCAGCUGUGGUGCCUGUUCCGCGCAGAGGCAGAUCCGCUGCUGCUGCCUGGGGUUCCAGACAUACUGACAUUUACGAAGAAGAUCCAGAACCCAUUAAGCAAGAAAUAAAGCCGGUGCCGAUCUGGCUGUGCGUGUUUCUCGUGGCGUCCUACAUCGUGGCGGGCACCUUCCUGUUCCAGCAGUGGGAGGAUUGGAACUAUUUGGAUUCAGCCUACUUCUGCUUCAUCACACUUACGACCAUCGGCUUCGGCGACUUUGUGCCUGGCAUGAAGCUCCAAGGCCGAACCGACUCAACAGUGGCAGCCGUGCACUCCAUCGCGCUCUGCUCGCUGUAUCUCCUCUUCGGCAUCGCUCUGCUAGCCAUGUCCUUCAACCUGGUCCAGGAACAGGUCCGCGCCAACGUCGCCGCACUCGCCACCCGGCUCGGGAUAAUCAAACCCAGAGAUCCUGACUACUGACUAGAGAUCUGACCACCUAUUCGUAAAAGCACUCAUCGCGCUCUUGCAGAACUUCCUUUUCGGUAUCACUCUCCUGGCCAUAUCCUUCAACCUGGUUCAGGAGCAAGUCCGGGCGAAUGUCGCUGCAUUCAGGGAUCCUGAUUAUUAACCAUCUAUCAGAAAGGCGAUCCCAUUCCUAUAUGAAUGUAUUCUUACUUUAAUUAAUUUAUAAUA
Messenger RNA from Cydia pomonella (codling moth), 4640 nucleotides. RefSeq lists its product as uncharacterized. Lineage: Eukaryota; Metazoa; Arthropoda; Insecta; Lepidoptera; Tortricidae. Gene Ontology annotation, biological process: potassium ion transmembrane transport; stabilization of membrane potential. The record is from RefSeq and is a predicted model, not a curated record. Gene Ontology annotation, molecular function: potassium ion leak channel activity. Gene Ontology annotation, cellular component: membrane. The coding region runs from base 2463 to 4427 and encodes 654 amino acids. The transcript has 15 exons.